UAUAUAGAUUUCAAUGGCUUCGUCAGUGUCAUCGUAUUUUAUUCUGCACGCGAAUCCGCCAAACCAGUUCAAUGAUGGCGAAGAUAAUGAAAAAGCUGAAAAGGAAAAGAAACAUGUGAAAAAGAACAAAAGCAACAAAAGCAAGCAACUCGUAAUAACAAGAAAUGAACUCACACGGAAGAGAAUGACCUUAAUUCGUACAAAGCUUGAAGAAUCCAGAGCUAGACAUUUUGAAAAGGUUCAGAACCAAGCCUUGAACUGCUCAAGACCCAUUCCACGUGUAGCUGAUGUUUUCACGCCAACCACGAAGGACAAAAAAGAUCCUGACACGGAAACAGCGAUGGAAAUGGUUCCAAUUUCAAACACAGGCGAAGAAGUACCGUACGUUUAUUUUGUCGUUUCACCAGAAAAACAGGAAAAAGAAACAAAAAUGAAAGCGAAAUUGAAAGAGGGACAGAGAGACGAUAAAAAACGGAAACAACUGGUUAGUCGAUCUACUGUUUUUACAACAAAGGAAGAUUAUGGAAUAUUUACAGACAAAUCAAAAACGAUGACGCUUGCUCAUAAUUUUGGACUUCCAUCACAGCCAAUGACUUUACCCGAAAGACCGCUUACUCAGAAGCAGAUAGUAUUUCCGCUGCCAAUAAAGUUAACACCUAAAAAUCCUCCAACUACUCCUGCAACAACAAUUACCACAUCUAUUGGACAUCGUGGGAGCAGAGAUUGGGAUUACCAGGAUUUUGAGACUAUAUAUGAAAAACCUAUUAAAAUGACUAUAUGUGAAGACAAUGAAAUUGUUGAAACUAGGGAAACUGUUGGAAAGGCCGUCGUACUGCGUGGAUCUACAAGAUCUUUGUCAACAAGGUGUUUGGAAUUGCCAUUUAUUUCCCUUGAUGAGCAAAGAAAAGCUUUAGGAACUGCAGGAUCAUAUGGUGUCAAAUCCCUUGAUUUCGUUCGAAAAUCAGUAUCUCAAGAUUCCUCACAGAAAAGAGUACAUUUUGCGGAGUCUGUUGAUCUUCCAUCUAUAAAAGGUAGUCAAAUUAGCAGUUUUAAUGAAAUUCUGCCUUCUCUUGGUCUUAGAGCGAUGACAGUUCCCGACUUAAGUUCAGAAAAAUCAAAAAGUUUAGGUGACUUGAAGUCACUUCCAGGAACCCGCCUCUUACAUUCGUCUUCUGGAAGAUCAUACAGGUCUGGUAAAUCACUCGAUUUACCAAAAAUUGACAUCGUAUCAUCUGUUUAUGAUGAGCUGAUUUUAAAAGCAAUAGAGGCAUACAUUAUGUCUUUACCCCCUUAUUCAAAGCAAUCCCAAAUAGCUAGACAACUCCUAGAACAGUUACAGAACAAAACAAUUUCCACGGCAGAGUUAGACAAAGAUCAAUAUAAGAGUAUCCGAGAAGACAUCGCUAAUCUACCAAGACAUACAGUUAGUCAACGUGGGAGACAACAGAAAAACAAUCCUCGUAAAGGUACCGCAGAGAAAUGUUACAGUCCACUGGAACCGAAAUGUUAUAGACUUGUUUUACCAGGAGCAUUACCUCCGGGGCCAAGUAUUAAGGUACUCCAGUCAUAGGUCCUUAAAAUUAUUGUUACGAAAUCAUCACAAAACGAUAAUGACCAAAGCCAUUGAUCGACAAUUUAAAACAAUAUGUACCAAAUGCUAAUUCAGUAAUAUUGCUGUUGAAUCCUCGUGGUUAAAAAUUUUGUAUUGUAAACAAACACGAGUGAUUCUAUCCAUGUAUCCUUAUUAUGCGUAUAACUUCUCUACAUGUGCCAAAAUUUGUUUUAAUGCAUAGCAUUGUUAGAAAAAAAACUGUUAUUAAGUGCUAUUUAUUAAAAUCUAGUUAUUUACUUUCGAUUGAU
Molecule: messenger RNA, 1860 nt
Organism: Mytilus californianus (California mussel)
Lineage: Eukaryota; Metazoa; Mollusca; Bivalvia; Mytilida; Mytilidae
Exons: 1
Coding region: 14-1570 (518 amino acids)
Source: RefSeq, a predicted model, not a curated record